Molecule: messenger RNA, 693 nt
Organism: Monoraphidium neglectum
Lineage: Eukaryota; Viridiplantae; Chlorophyta; Chlorophyceae; Sphaeropleales; Selenastraceae
Exons: 2
Coding region: 1-693 (230 amino acids)
Source: RefSeq, a predicted model, not a curated record
AUGACCACAGCAAUUGGUGAUGAGGGUUUGGCAGAGCUGAUGAUGGCUGCCGCGCCCGGCUGCUUCGACGCCGCCAUAGGCAGCGACGGCGAGGAGGGCAGCCCGGCCGGCGCCGGCGCCGGCGCCGGCAGGUGUGGCGGCUACGAGGGCGGGGAUGAGGGCAGCGGCCGCGGCGAGGGUGGGUGUGGCUUUGGGCCGGAGCGCUGGCUGCCUGGCGAGCAGACCUCCCCAGAUCCGCUCGCGUUCGGCACCCCGACGCUUGGUUGCGUGCAGCCGCUGGGGCACAGCGACGAGAGCACUGCAGACAGACUGCGGGCCCCAGCCGCCUCGAAUCCGCUGCAGCGGCUGGCGCUGCGCAAUGUCCCCAUCCCGCCUGUGGCCGACGGCGAGGCCGCGCUCGCGUGCGCCGCCGCGAUGGCGGCGGCUGAGGCGCGCCACGCCGCCGACGCGAUCAAGCUGCCCGCGGCGCGCUGGGGCGCCGCGCUCGGCGCCAUGCUCCGGGCCGCGGGACUGCAACAAGGUGCCGGCGCUGCUACUGGUAGCGCCGCAUCCGCUUCUAGUAGGAACGGGAGGCUGCGAGUGCUGACUAAGUACCGAGACCUCAGGCGCGCCUGCGCCCAGGGGGACGUGCCUGCAGUGGAGCUGUGGAUGCGUCAGGCGGCCGACGGACGGCUGUGGGAGGGCGGCGACUGA